Haliotis rufescens (red abalone) is the source of this 4629-nucleotide messenger RNA. Its product is annotated as protocadherin beta-3-like. The coding region runs from base 499 to 3903 and encodes 1134 amino acids. Gene Ontology annotation, cellular component: plasma membrane. Gene Ontology annotation, biological process: homophilic cell-cell adhesion. Gene Ontology annotation, molecular function: calcium ion binding. NCBI's taxonomy places the organism in Eukaryota, Metazoa, Mollusca, Gastropoda, Lepetellida, Haliotidae. The transcript is spliced from 4 exons. The record is from RefSeq and is a predicted model, not a curated record.
UGUUCAAUGACGGAUAUCAUAACGUUUUGGACGUAUGUACACACCUAGUGUGCUGAUGAGAGAACCAGUUUGGAGACCGUAUUUGGAAGGAAACUAGUUCGUGAUUGAGGAAGCGACAGUAACUUACACUUCUGAUAGAGGGGUAGAUGCCAGAUGACACUAACGAGAUACUCUACAAGCUGGUGAAAUCGACAUCAGUUGUUGAUUUCAUACAAUGACGCUAUGGACAGUGCGCGGACAGCUGUUUUGUAUACAAAAUACGCAGUGGGUUCAAGCUAUAGCCUGUACACAAUAGCAAGUCUCAAGAGCGAGUUUUUGUUUUAUUCCGAUCGAUAAGCAGGCUCUGUGAACGAUGUCCUGUCGUCAACGUGAUAAUAUAUGUUUGACAGUUCAUUUCACUUCGCACGGUGCUGGGAUAUGGACGGGCCGUCGGAUCCAUCCCCUCUGUGUAAGGAGGUGACAGUAAUGGUGAACUGAAGACACACGGGCAGGUCUGGCAUGAUGGCAGUGUUCAGGCGGAAUAUACACUUCUGGAACAUUUACAUUACCCUCGUGUUUAAUAUUGUGGGACUUCAGUUCGGUUCUGGGCAGCUGAAUGAGAUAACGUUUAGGCUACAAGAGCAGAGACCUUAUGGAACGUAUAUUGGAAACGUAGCUGUUAAAAGUGACAUUGCAAGAAAUUUAUCCAAUGCUGUGUUUCAAACGUUGACGUAUAACUUUCUAAAUCCAAACAGUCUGCAAACAGCUUCUCUGUUUAGCAUCAACCGGCGGACAGGUGCUAUUCACACAGCCGCAAUGAUUGACAGGGAGACUGUGAAAAGAAAUGACAAAGAAGUGUGUGCAUUCGUAACAGUGUGUGAAAUCGAAUUUGACGUGACGGUACAGAGCCAGAACACUUCGUUUCUGAAAAUCAUCACGGUGAAAAUGAUCAUAGAUGACAUCAACGAUUCCCCGCCGACGUUUGAACCUAACGAAAUACAAAUAUAUGUCUCGGAAUCUACGAACGCGGGAUCGAAGAUUCCUAUAGACGGCGCAACGGAUAGGGAUACAGCUGGACGAAAUUCGGUUCAGUCGUACGAGAUAACGUCUUAUAAAGACGUGUUUGAUGUCAACUUUGUUCAUAAGCUUGACGGGAGCUCCAGUCUUAAGCUAGUCGUUCUGAGAGGUCUUGACCGAGAGUUGAGGGACAGAUACCAGUUCACGAUUCUGGCCAAGGAUGGAGGCACUCCUGCCCUUACCGGAACACUGACCGUCAACAUGCACGUCAUUGACGUCAACGACAACGCUCCCGAGUUUUCUUUGAAACGUUACAACAUUAACGUCAAAGAAACCACUGCCCCGAAUUCGGUUGUUGGAAGAGUGUCAGCGCGUGAUAAUGAUGCUGGCAAGAAUGCCCGGGUGUUGUAUCGCUUCAGCACUCUCAGAACGUCCAAGAUCGAGGAACUCUUCACCUUGGAUGAGACUAGUGGGCAACUGAUUGUAAAGAAACCUCUGCAGUACGAAUCAGGGAGUUCGUUUGAAGCUGUCAUAGAGGCCGUGGACAAGGGUGAAACACCUCAAGCAUCUCAGGCCAUCCUGGUUGUCAAUAUAAUUGACGAUGGAAACACCCCUCCCCGUGUGACUCUUAAUCUGGCUUCUUCGGUUGUGUACAGUGAUACUAUACUUUUGUCGGAGGGGUCCAGUAUUGGUACAUUUGUUGGCAGGGUGAAAGUAGAGGAUACUGACUCGGGUGAAAACGGCGAUGUCCACUGUACAUCCCUUGAUGACCACUUCAGUUUGAACAAACUGGACGCUCAUAGUUUUGCCAUCCUCAUCUUUAAGUCCAUGGACAGGGAAAAGAAGGAUAAGCAUAAUGUGACAGUCAUAUGUAAAGAUUCUGGAACUCCCAGUCUGUCAGCUUCUUUGAGUUUCAUUGUCCAGGUUACAGACAUAAAUGAUAACGCCCCUGUUUUCACGUCUAGGACUUAUAUUGCCAACGUGACUGAGAACAUAAACAGAUCUGUCAACCUGAUCACUGUGAAAGCAACUGACGCUGAUAUGGGUGUUAAUGGCGAAGUGUCCUAUACUCUAAGCAUGGACGCUGGAUCAAUGUUCUCAAUUGACUCUCAGCGGGGUGUCAUCAAAGCUAAUGGCGCCUUUGAUAGGGAAACAUUGAACAAAAUGACUUUUAUUGUUAAAGCUGUGGACCAUAGUUCCGACCCACGAACUGGAACCGCUACAGUGACCGUAAACAUUUUGGAUGUCAAUGACAACAAGCCCUUCUUUCCCCCAACACCCUUCAAAUUCCGUGUCCCAGAAGACCUAAAAACCGCCAAGAGGGUUGGACAGCUGACUGCUAUAGAUAAAGAUAUAGGAAAUAACUCUGCCCUUCGAUAUAACACCUUGAGCAAUGAUCCAUCCAUUCCAUUUAUAGUGUUUUCGGACGGCACGAUCCGUACUGAACGUCAGCUUGACCGAGAGAUCCAAGACAUGUAUACCCUAGACGUGUUCGUCACGGACAAUGGUCAACCACCACUGUAUUCAAACGGUACUGUUUUUAUAGAGGUACUGGACGUAAACGACCAUAGCCCUACGAUAUUAUUCCCCAAUGAUGACAACAACAGUGUCAUCUUGUACUCAGACACCGACCCGGCCACCACGUUUGCCACAAUUGAGGCCACAGAUGACGAUAUCGGAAUAAAUGCGGAAAUAAUGUUCUUCAUAACUGGGGGUAACCGCGACAAUGUCUUCACCAUAGGAAGAAGCACGGGUGAAAUUCAGUUGACGCGAACUUUGACCACGAACGACGAAAAAGAUUAUAAGCUGACCAUUUCAGCCCAGGAUAGUGGUUCUCCGCCUCAAGAAUCGCAGACGUUGUUAAUCAUAAACAUCAACUAUACGAACAAUACAAUAGCGGCUGCUUGGACUGCUGAAAAAAAUGCACAUACGUACAGGAUCAUCGCUGGUAUUGUUGGUGGAGUGACUUUCAUCCUGUCGAUCUUGAUUGUGUCAAUCAUACUGCUGAUACGACGGAAUGACAACGCAAGGAGAGACACAGAGGAAAAGAUGGGUGUUCAAGAGGAAUGUGGCAAGAGAGAGAUGGAAAGAAGGAUCUGGCAAGAGGUCAACACAGAGGACAUAAAGGCUGGCUUUGAGGGAGAAAAGAAAGGGGAUAAGUGUUACAAACCUAAAUUGGACAAAGAUCGCAGUUUCACGAUUGACCCUGACCGCAACACUUCUGAUUCCUUCCUAAGUCAUGCCGCCUUGGACCAGUACGGCAAACCAGAAUUCUUUACUUUUAGGAAGGGUCACGGACCGCCAUUCAGCGAAGACGUGCGCAGUGACGCAUCAGGGGAGACAACUACAAGCGAUAGUGGCCGAGGCGGAAGUGAGGAGGAUAUUCAACUACCGCCUCUUCCGGAUCUGAAAGGAUUCAGUGGCAGCCAUCAGAUAUUUUCGGUUGCUAUCGACGAAAAUGAGGAAUUUUCUCCCCAGUCUUCCCCGCAGGACAUACAGGAGAGGUCUCGCACACUGUCCACCUUCUCCAACCCAAAUAUGGCCAACAAAAUAGCCUUACCUCCGACGACAUCAUUUCGAGACAUCCAUACCAUUCAAGAUCCCACAUUCCGUAAUAACCAAAGAAAUCAACAAAAAGUGAGAUUCAGUGCAGACAGUAUGGCUCCCGGUUCGAGAUUUCAAGGAAACGGAAAACAAACGAAACUUACGAAGGAGUUUAACGGAAGAACACAUGUCCCCAUCAUUAGUAACGGGGAAUACUAUGUGAAACACGACCAAAGUGCAUUUUCGCAUCUUGGCUCUUACCAUAGCCUCCCUCGUAGUGUUGAUGAUGACGAUAACACGACAACAUCAGGUAGUUACACCUUAAACCCAGAUGACUUUGAAGAGGUGUUCUGUGAAAGAUGACAGUAUCACUGUUAAUAGACUUGAGUUUCAAAUAUAAGUGACAGUGCCUGUACGAAGUGAAGACAAUAUACAAGUCAUGAGGGCUUAACUGUUAAUAAAGACAGUUUCAAUACUGUGGUGGACAAUAUAUGCUUAUUCAGCAUAGACUAAUAUUCAUUCCUGUUGGUACACGUACAUGUAAAUGUUCGUAUUUUGCAAGAGGUUGUACAAAUGUAUUUUAUGCAUUAUUUAUUACGUUUUUGUUUCUUUCGUUAAUGUGAAAAAAAUACGGUGCGUGAUAAAUAUGUCAUAUUACUUUUGGUGACCAUGCGAUCGACCUUGUGAUUAACUAUAGGGUUCAUGAAUCACUAUGUUUGCCAAAUAUUUGCUCAGAUUAUCGUUUUGUUCACUGUAAGUGUUUUGAGGAUAAUUGUCUCGCUAAAUAAGAUGACUUUCGAGACAAUAGUGUAAAUAAAAACUCAUUCAAUGUGGUUGGAAAGCAUAGGUUGAAUCAUUUAUUUCAAAAUUUAAAUUUACUAUAAACAUAUCUUUUUUCAUUAAGUUAUAUUCAAUAACAUUCAUAAUAGUAAAUAUAUGCAUGACAUUGCAUGUUUAAAUUAAAUUAUUGAAAUAGUAGUCUCAGCUUCACAUCUCAUAUUUCGAAAUUUUAAGGAUUUAAAUAGAUAUUAUACAGUUUAGUUGUGUUCAAAUUGUUAAUUAAACAACACAGUAGAUUGGUAUUCUUCG